AUGGCCUCCCAAGACGAUCUUAACAAGAAGAGGCCGGUGAGGCCCGACUUCAAAACUAUCCAGCGGAUGAUGGCCGAGGCAAUGAUCUUGAAGACCUCCUCCUCUGCUUAUAAGAAGCAAAUGGAGGACCUAGUGGCUGCGAGCAAGCAGCUCCAGCCUGCAGCAGAGGAGGAGGAGCAGGAGCAGGAGCAGGAGCAGGAGGAUCCAAAGGCAGCUCUCCAAAGAAAGGGGAAGAGGGCUGCCAGUUCGUCGAAGGGGCCCACAGUGGCGAGGGCUGUCCCAGUCCUUCGUCAAAUAAUAAUUCCCAUCGAGGUGGCUAUAAAAGAGAGGAUGGCAGCCCCUGCUACUGCCCCGAUCGCCCCCCGAUUGCUGCCAUCCCAGUCACACAAGUGCCGGGACCUGGUGGCUGCCAACAGUGCUUGCAUCGCCGAGGCUCUGAGCACGAGCGUUCAACUUCAGAGCUUGGUCAAGGAUCUCGAAGCUAGGAGGGAGGAUCUGGCUAAGCGCCUGGAGGAGGCGCUGCACUACGAGGAUGCGAUGCGAGCUGCCCAGGCAAAGGCCUCGGAAGCAGAGGAGGUGAGGCAAAAAGCGAAAGCCCGGCUGAUGAGGUCCAAUCCAGAGGUAAAGAGACUGAAGAAGGAGCUAUAUGAAGUGGAGUGCCAGGUGGCUGCUAUGAUAAGGAGGGUUCAUCAUGCUAAUGAGCACCACCGGCUCGCCACUGAGACUUUGGAGGCCUCCAACAAAGAGAAGGCCGAGCUGAGGCAACGGGUGGAGGCCCAGGCCAAGGAGAUCGAAUCUCUGAAGGCCGAGAUGAAGGCAGCAAGGGAGUCAGCAAUGUAA
Olea europaea var. sylvestris is the source of this 840-nucleotide messenger RNA. Its product is annotated as IgA receptor-like. The transcript has 3 exons. Lineage: Eukaryota; Viridiplantae; Streptophyta; Magnoliopsida; Lamiales; Oleaceae. The coding region runs from base 1 to 840 and encodes 279 amino acids. The record is from RefSeq and is a predicted model, not a curated record.